CGGCGAACUGCCGUUUGCCAAAGCCGCAGGGCGCCGCAGAGCCGACUGACCCAGCAUGAGCCAAGGAUACGACCAUGGGCCCUUCCCCACGGGGGACGCGCCGCCCAACCCCUUUGCGGCGCCGCCUCGAAGGCCGUCGGCGUCGCCCUUUGCGUCCGGGCCUGUGGCGCAUGUCACCCCGAUGAAGCCGGGCCCAGGACUACCGCUAGCUGGCGGCGGUCUUGGCGCUCGGCCGCAAGCGACGAGCCAGCUCAAGACCCCGUUGGUCGUCAAGCCGGCCGACUCAAGUGCGAGUCCUUUUGACCACGUCGCCGACUACUCGACGGCCAACGCGCAGUUUCACACUGCAGACCUCAGCGACCCUUUCCAGCACGUGCCGGAGGCGCUGACGCCCUUCCAGCAUGCACCGCCGACAACGCCGGUGCCACCAGCUCUUGCAUCCAACUUCAAUUCCGCAGACUCGGCCUCGGACGAGCUCGCCAACAUGUUUGGCGGUCCACCGCCAGCGGCCAACCGAGACAGCUUCUCCGACGCCCCGCGACCGUCGUCCAUGUCGGACCCGUUUAGUGCUGCGACCGCCGUGGCCCCGCCGCCGCCGGCCGCGCCUUUCUUGGGAUACAACCAAUCACCAUACGCAAGCUCGAACACGUCACCGAUGUUUGCGGGCCCGACGCACCCGUCACCGUCGUUUGCGCACCGGCAGCCGUCGCCGCUUGCGCGGUCGCCUUCGCUCGCAUCACCGCAGCGCCAAACAUCGACGCAGAUCCUUCCACCGCCGCGCAGCGUUGCAGAGCUCUUUGAGGCGUUCAUGGCGCAGGUAUCGCCAGAGAUGCACCCGACGCCGCUCCCGCCCUUUGACGGCACCGAGGCCGGUCUUCGGUUGCUCUACGACCACCAGCGCUGGAAGUCGCUCGAGGCGGCCGCGGCGUCCAUGGCUCAAACCAACGACGUCGCUGCGAUGCUUGCUGCGCGCUCGUGGCAGCUCGUCGCACUGUACAAGCAGCGCAACGUGACGGCGUUUGAGGCUGUUGUCCGAAGCCUCGGCGAUCUUGAUAGCCCGCAGUACCAAUGGACGACGUAUCCAGAGUCUGGCAAGACGGGGUCCAUGGUUCCCUGGCGCCUCCACUUUCUUGGCAUGCAGCUACCGCGCCUUCAGAACAACUAUGCCGAGUACGAAGCCGCCUCGGCAGCCUUUCUCCAGCGACUCGAUAUCGCCCAGGACACUGCGGCCGACGUGUGGCGGGACAUGACGACCGGCGCCAUGAUCAACACGUUCAUCGAGCGCAAGAAGCUGCACUUGGCGCUACGUUUGAGCCUCCACUACCUCACGACCAACGUGGGCCGCUUCUCGCCGUGGCAGGAGCUGCUCUGGACGUCGCGCGUCGGUCGCGUGCACCUCCAAAUGGGCAACCUUGUCGCCGCCGAACGCACGUUUGCCAAAGCUGCAGCGCUCCAGGCCUCGAUGGACCACGACUGCUCGGCGCGUCUUCUUUUGAACCAGGGGCUGCUUUUCUUUGCACAAAACAAGUUUAAGGAAGCGCUCGAUACGUUCAACACGAUCCUCGAGCUACAUGCGGCGCCCGAGCCCACGUACGCGGGUGGCGACCCGUUUGUGACGAUCGACGACGGCGACGUGGCCUCGUGCGCAGCCAACAACCUUGCAAUCUGCGCCCUCUACUCGUGCGAGGUGCUGACGGCAGUGAACGUGCUCGAGUCGGUGCUCCAGAGCGACCCGCGCCGCCACUUGAGCGCCGCGCUUGUCUUCAACCUUAGUACGCUCUACGACUUGGUGUGCGACAAUGCCAACGCUACGAGCCGCAAGGAGGCGAUCAAGCGACUGGCGGACGCGUACAGCGUCGAACACAUUGAGCCGAGCAGCUUUCGCAUCUAA
Molecule: messenger RNA, 1891 nt
Organism: Saprolegnia parasitica CBS 223.65
Lineage: Eukaryota; Oomycota; Saprolegniomycetes; Saprolegniales; Saprolegniaceae
Exons: 10
Coding region: 56-1891 (611 amino acids)
Molecular function (GO): protein binding
Source: RefSeq, a predicted model, not a curated record